AUAUUAAUUAGCUGUUGCACCUCUACCUGAGUAAAUCUAGAAGCUUGAAACAGCAGACAAGCCUCUGUCCAAUUUUUUGGGAUAUACUCAUAAAUUUUAUGUAUCAGUGGAUCUUCUCUCUGAAAGGCAUCCAUGCAGUACAGUUUAAAGAAAGCUGAAGAAGAAAAUGGCAAAAUACCAGUUUGCCCCUCGUCACUACCCGUUGUUGUUUUGCGAAGGCGUCUACGUGCAGGCUGACAGGUCACAAAAUAAACUUGAAAGGAGAAGAACUACAAUGUCCAGCAGUGUGCUGUGUGGUCGAGGCAGGCUGGUCCUAUCUCAGACCACUGGCCGUCAAGCGUUAGCUGCUCUCAGGAUCGGCAGAGUCAGAACCUUCUCUGCUUCAAGCUCAGAUGAGCCUUACAUCACUGUAUCACCCGCAGACUCAGGCCCCAGGACCGUGUGGCCUGAUGAGAACAUGGGACCAUUCGGACCUCAGGACCAGCGCUUCCAGUUACCGGGUAACGUUGGAUUUGACUGCCACCUGGAGGGCAUGGACGACCAAAAGAAAGCUCCAGUCCACAAGACGGUACCAGACGUACUGACGGCCCCAAGCAGCACAGAGAGACACCAGUUCAUACUGGCCCAGUUUGUUAAUGAGUUCCAUGGAAAACUGGGUCCCAUAUCCACGAGAGUCCACAAAGCUGAGCAGUACUUUAAUCAGACAGACGCAGAUUGCGCCAUAAAUUCCUGCCCUGAGCUGUUAAGGAAAGAUCUCGAGCUGUUGUUCCCCUCAGCACCCAGCACUUCCAUCACAGUUGUAACAGUCACACAGGGUAGCAGCCGGUGCGAGACGGCAGAGCAGGACAGAGAUCAGCUGCUUCACAGAUUUGUAAGCGGUGCAAAAGAGAUGUGCUUCGCUCUGUGGACUGCAGGCUACUGGGCAGACUUCAUUGAUCCAACAACAGGAGCAGCUUUCUUUGCAUCUCCAUCAAGUCAAAGCGCACUGCGAACAGAGGAGGAGCUGAGAGAUUUGGGCUUUCACAUCGAGGUGUCGGCCUCCUGCACAGUUAUUCGCCACAUCCUGAGAGGAACGCCUUUGUUCGUGGGGACUGUUUUUACCAACGCACCUCCUCACAGUGCUGUUAUUGCAAGACUACAAGGACUCUCAGAAGAUGAGGAAUAGGCUUUUUUUUUUUUAUACCCUGCAGAACUAAAUCCAAACACAAGUUUAUGUUUUGAAGAAGCUUGGAACUUGAUGUACAGUAGUGUUGGUGGUUUAUGAUUUUGUCUUACUGUAACACACAGCAGCCAGACAAAUGUUAGCAUAACCAAGGUCUGACUGAGACUCUAAUGUGUACCACGGUGCUGUGCCUGACUGACAGGUCACUUUUAAAACUGGCUCAUCCUGCACUACAUCCACAGAGAAACACUCAACCAGUGCAGUGGGAAUUUAAAAUGUGAUAUUUGCCAUUUGAGGGGUCUGUAGGAAACAUGUGUUUUAUAAUAUUAGAAAUAUUGAUAUGAAAUGGAAACCUUUCAAAUGCACCCAGGCAGCUGUUAGUUGCUAAUGUGAAAAAUCCAGAUUCACCUUCAGACUUUAGCUGAAUGAUCAGGUCAAUACUUUUCAUACUUACAAGUGUACAGGAUUGUUUUUUUCUCUGAACUAUUGCACAGAAUCUAAAGAAAUAUGGAUGAUGUUUUUGUCAGUUUCAGUUGUGAAACAAUAAAGUGACAUUAUCAGGC
Thunnus maccoyii (southern bluefin tuna) is the source of this 1725-nucleotide messenger RNA. RefSeq names its product metabolism of cobalamin associated Da (gene mmadhca). The record is from RefSeq and is a predicted model, not a curated record. Lineage: Eukaryota; Metazoa; Chordata; Actinopteri; Scombriformes; Scombridae. Gene Ontology annotation, cellular component: mitochondrion. The coding region runs from base 167 to 1165 and encodes 332 amino acids. Gene Ontology annotation, biological process: cobalamin metabolic process. The transcript has 9 exons.